AUGGUCAACACCACCCUUGAUCAAAACCCUCUAGAUCCCAAUUACGAAAAGCGCCGUAGCUCUCUUGGAAGCAUGGAGCACUCACAACAAGCCCAGUCCUCCAAAAAUAAGGAUAUCAUGGUGGACAGAGAAGUUGCCCCUUCUUCCCGCGCCAUGUGCAACGAGCUUGCACACCAACAUGCCACGGAAGAUCUCCACAGGAGCACAGAGCGCCGUCGGUCUUCGCAAGAUCUAGAUCACAAUUCUUUCCUAUCUGAUCUAAGUACCGACCGUGGACUCCAAGAACACCCCGAACAAAUUGGAGAGUAA
Penicillium robsamsonii is the source of this 309-nucleotide messenger RNA. RefSeq lists its product as uncharacterized. The transcript is spliced from 3 exons. The record is from RefSeq and is a predicted model, not a curated record. The coding region runs from base 1 to 309 and encodes 102 amino acids. NCBI's taxonomy places the organism in Eukaryota, Fungi, Ascomycota, Eurotiomycetes, Eurotiales, Aspergillaceae.